Solanum verrucosum is the source of this 2870-nucleotide messenger RNA. Its product is annotated as receptor-like protein Cf-9 homolog. NCBI's taxonomy places the organism in Eukaryota, Viridiplantae, Streptophyta, Magnoliopsida, Solanales, Solanaceae. Gene Ontology annotation, molecular function: protein binding. The transcript has a single exon. The coding region runs from base 16 to 2787 and encodes 923 amino acids. The record is from RefSeq and is a predicted model, not a curated record. Gene Ontology annotation, cellular component: plasma membrane.
CAAUAAACUCAAAAUAUGAUGAUGAUUUCUAGCAAAACAUUCUCUUCGCUUCAGUUUUUCACUAUUUUGUACCUCUUUACAGUUACUUUUGCUUCCACUGAUGAAGCAACUGCCCUCUUGAAAUGGAAAGCAACUUUCAAGAACCAGAAUAAUUCCUUAUUGGCUUCAUGGACGCCAAGUUUUAAUGCAUGCACGGACUGGUAUGGAGUUAUAUGCUUUAAUGGGAGGGUAAACACGUUGAAUAUUACAAAUUCUAUUGUAAUUGGUACACUCUAUGCUUUUCCGUUUUCAUCCCUCCCUUUUCUUGAAAAUCUUGAUCUUAGCAUGAACAAUUUCUCGGGAACCAUUCCACCUGAGAUUGGUAAUCUCACUAAUCUCAUCUUUCUUAACUUGAACAUCAAUCAGUUUUCAGGAACAAUCCCACAGCAAAUCGGUUCACUAGCCAAGCUUCAGACCCUCCGUAUAUUUGACAACCAUUUAAAUGGCUCUAUUCCUGAAGAAAUAAGUUACCUAAGGUCUCUUACUAAGCUAUCUUUGGGUAGGAACUUUCUUACUGGUUCUAUUCCUGCUUCAUUGGGGAAUUUGAACAACUUGUCUUUUUUGCUUCUUUAUGAAAAUCAGCUUUCUGGCUCUAUUCCUGAAGAAAUAGGUUACCUAAGGUCUCUUACUAAGCUAUCUUUGGGUAGGAACUUUCUUACUGGUUCUAUUCCUGCUUCAUUGGGGAAUUUGAACAACUUGUCUUUUUUGCUUCUUUAUGAAAAUCAGCUUUCUGGCUCUAUUCCUGAAGAAAUAGGUUACCUAAUGUCUCUUACUAUGCUAUCUUUGGAUAGGAACUUUCUUACUGGUUCUAUUCCUGCUUCAUUGGGGAAUUUGAGCAACUUGUCUGUUUUGUAUCUUUUUGAUAAUCACUUUUCUGGCUCUAUUCCUGCUUCAUUGGGGAAUUUGAGCAACUUGUCUGAUUUGGUUCUUAAUAAUAAUCUGCUUUCUGGCUCUAUUCCUCUAGAGAUAGGUUAUCUAAGUUCUCUUACUUAUCUAUCUUUGGGUAAUAACUCUCUUAAUGGCUCUAUUCCUGCUUCAUUGGGGAAUUUGAGCAACUUGUCUGAUUUGGUUCUUAAUAAUAAUCUGCUUUCUGGCUCUAUUCCUCUAGAGAUAGGUUACCUAAGUUCUCUUACUCUCCUAGAAUUGAGUAGUAACUCUCUUAAUGGCUCUAUUCCUGCUUCAUUGGGGAAUUUGAGCAACUUGUCUUUUUUGUAUCUUUUUGAUAAUCACUUUUCUGGCUCUAUUCCUCUAGAGAUAGGUUACCUAAGUUCUCUUACUUAUCUAUCUUUGGGUAAUAACUCUCUUAAUGGAUCUAUUCCUGCUUCAUUUGGCAAUUUGAGAAAUCUGGAAAAUAUGAUUCUCAAUGAUAACAAUCUCAUUGGGGAAAUUCCUUCAUUUGUGUGCAAUUUGACAUCACUGGAAGUGUUGUCUAUGCCGAGAAACAAUUUGAGGGGAAAAGUUCCACAAUGUUUGGGUAAUAUCAGCAGCCUCCAGAUUUUGAUGAUGUCACAUAAUAAUCUCAGCGGAGAGAUCCCUUCAUCUAUUUCCAAUUUAACAUCACUACAAAUUCUAGAUUUGGGCAGAAACAAUCUGGAGGGAGCAAUUCCACAAUGUUUUGGCAAUAUUAGUAGCCUCCAGGUUUUUGAUAUGCAGAAUAACAAACUUACAGGGACUCUUCCAACAAAUUUUAGCAUUGGAAGUUCACUUAUAAGUCUCAACUUGCAUGGCAAUGAACUAGAGGGUGAAAUCCCUCGAUCUUUGGCCAAUUGCAAAAAGCUGCAAGUUCUUGACCUAGGAGAUAAUCAUCUCAAUGACACAUUCCCCAUGUGGUUGGGAACUUUGCCAGAGCUGAGAGUUUUAAGAUUGACAUCGAAUAAAUUGCAUGGACCCAUAAGAUCUUCAGGUGCUAAAAUCAUGUUUCCUGAUCUUCGAAUCAUAGAUCUCUCUAACAAUGCCUUCUCGAAAGACUUACCAACAAGUCUGUUUCAACAUUUGAAAGGCAUGAUGACUAUUGAUCAAACAAUAAAGUUACCAAAUUAUAAAGGAGGUGGAUUCUACUACCAAGACUCGGUGGUUGUUGUAACAAAGGGAUUGAAGCUUGAAGUAGUGAAAAUUUUGUCUUUGUACACAGUUAUUGAUCUUUCAAACAAUAAAUUUGAAGGACGUAUUCCUAGUGUUCUAGGAGAUCUCAUAGCUCUUCGGGUAUUGAAUAUGUCUCAUAAUGGAUUGAAAGGUCAUAUACCACUAUCACUUGGAAAUUUAUCUGUAGUGGAGUCCUUAGACCUUUCGUUUAACCAGCUUUUGGGAGAGAUACCACAACAACUUGCUUCUCUUACGUCUCUUGAAUUCUUAAAUCUCUCCCACAAUUAUCUCCAAGGAUGCAUCCCUCAAGGACCCCAAUUUCGUACCUUUGAGAACAGUUCAUUUGCUGGUAAUGAUGGAUUACGUGGAUUCCCCGUUUCAAAAGGUUGUGGCAAUGAUCCUGUGUCAGAGACAAACUAUACAGUGUCUGCGCUAGAAGAUCAAGAAAGAAAUUCUGAAUUUUUCAAUGAUUUUUGGAAAGCAGCUCUGAUGGGCUAUGGCAGUGGACUAUGCAUUGGCUUAUCCAUAAUAUAUUUCUUGAUCUCAACUGGAAAUCUAAGAUGGCUUGCAAGAAUCAUUGAAGAACUGGAACACAAAAUUAUCAUACGAAGGAGAAAGAAGCAGCGAGGUCAAGGGAAUUACAGAGGAAGAAAUAAUCGCUUCUAGACAAGUUACCAAUAAAGAAGGAUUUGAUUUCAGAACUUCAGGUAUUCAAGCUAAGCUCUACACUAAUCUUUUUUAGUUUAUUC